AUGAUUCUUCCUCCGAAUUUGAGCCAUGAAUGCCCCGAACACGGCACAGAUCCCGACAGACUCCAUGUGGCCACUGCGGUACAUAAGGACUGCUUCGUGAUUGCGAAGCAGUCAUGCCCUCUCGCUCCCCGCCUGACGUGCGAACGGAUCUGGGAACUUGCUGUGGCGAGAAAUCCAUGGCCGCAUGGGUUUCGACCCCCAAAAUCCCUCUCCCUUGAAAGCCCAUAUUUCAUGAGCCCACAAGCUGUCAAUCAGGUUGCUUCAAUCGUCAGUAUUCCCCAGCUGAAAAACUUUCCCUCCGAAUUGGUCGAACGAAUCCGGUUAUAUUCACCAGGAAAUACUCCGUUUUGGAGGGCUGUCGCCGCUCUGACAGUUGCAUCUUCGCUGCCCAACAUUCCUAUCUUUGCUGAGCAACGCGUGAAGAUACGUCACAUACUGCACUGGAAAAGAGGCGAACAAAUAGCGACAGUAGGACCCAGAGGUCAAGACGAUGUUCUCCGUCUCACUUUCGACGUAGAUGGGAUCCGAGAGAUCGAACGGUUUUGCCAGCAACCGCAGAUUUGCCUACGUUCUCUUGGGUACGGCGAAUGUUCGCGCAGACUUGCAUACUGCAGAAAUGGCCUUUUGCGACUGGCCUUCGAUGCCGACGAUAUCUAUCAUGACAAUGAGCAUGGUGUACGGAUACCCUUCUUACCACGCAUUUGGAACACGCCCACGCCCCCGGACCUGACCAAUUGUAUUUACUUGUACCACGGGGAUAUCUUCAAGGACUUUGCGACCGGGUAUUAUAUCAGUUUAGACUCCAUAUCUGGCCUUACAUUUGUCUAUCGCGGCAAAGAGCUCGUUGCAAUCCACCCUCAUCGCGGCGAUGACGUUGAGAUGAACUGCCCUAAGGUCUUAUCUUCUGGCUCUUCAAAGAUACAGGAAGCCUGCUUCUUCCUGCCUGUCAGCAAGGAGGAUGCCAUCCUCCGAAUAGGUGUAGGGAUCUAUAAGAAUGCGUUUGUGGUAGUGGUCAAGAAACGUCUGUCCGGCGAUUCUGUCAUCGGCCUGCCUUGCCACGAUCCGCCUAGAGAUGACCCCACAUCGGAGGGUCCUGACGAGGAUGAAUUUUACAAAGAUGAGUUAUGGUGGGGCCAACGCGAUCCGAUAGCUCUGGUCUACGGAAUUCCGGGUAAGAGGAACUUUUUGAGUAUGUUGGGAGGCUAUCGGGGUACUCCUCCAGCGAAACCGAAAUGGGAAGGUUGGGAAGGGAUAAUUCCUCAUAUAUGGCACAGUAAUCUCUUCCGCUUGGACGAUGAUGAGGAUCUCCGCUUCUACACUCGUGCUCCCCUCCGCGGGGUCGUCGCCGCCCAGAUGUUUUACUAUCCCUCUCGUCGAAAUCGGCCGACAGGACGUGUCUGCUCAGGGAUUAUUUUUCAUUAUGACAACGGCGGCUCGCGGGUAGUUGGAGAGAUUCGACUCGAGAACCGCGCCAAGCUUGCGGGCGAGACGAUCAUCAACCCCAAACUCAUUUGUCUGGAGCGCGAUAUACUCCCAGGGUUUCACACGCCGAACAUCCACUUCGUGACAGAGUCCGAGAUCGAGAGUGGAGCGCAUCCUAACGAUUCGAGCUGGAACUUCGACGAAUGUCCCCGGUGUCCAGGAAGGGCCUUUACAUACCACCCCAUGAGAGGCACAAUCAACUGGUGGUUUACUGCACGUCAACGGAACAGCAUUGGAAUUUAUGAAUGUAUAGAAGACUGA
Neurospora tetrasperma FGSC 2508 is the source of this 1743-nucleotide messenger RNA. RefSeq lists its product as uncharacterized. The coding region runs from base 1 to 1743 and encodes 580 amino acids. The record is from RefSeq and is a predicted model, not a curated record. NCBI's taxonomy places the organism in Eukaryota, Fungi, Ascomycota, Sordariomycetes, Sordariales, Sordariaceae. The transcript has 4 exons.